Durusdinium trenchii is the source of this 3711-nucleotide messenger RNA. The record is from the annotation of a GenBank genome assembly. NCBI's taxonomy places the organism in Eukaryota, Dinophyceae, Suessiales, Symbiodiniaceae.
AUGGCAGACAAUGCACCCGCAGCCGAAGCACCAGUUGAGGUUCCAAAACAACCAACCAAGAAAAGGUCACCCAACAGACUAGUGGUGGAGGAGGCCAUGAAUGAUGACAAUUCGGUGAUCUCGCUCUCCCAGGCGAAGAUGGAGGAGCUGAACCUCUUCCGUGGGGACAAUGUGUUGAUCAAGGGCAAGAAGCGCAAGGACACAGUUUGCAUUGUCCUGGCAGAUGAGAACCUAGAUGAUAGCAAGAUCCGCAUGAACAAGGUUGUGCGCAAGAACUUGCGAGUUCGUCUUGGUGACAUUGUCUCAGUGCAUGCUUGCGGGGACGUUCCUUAUGGAAAGCGGAUCCAUGUUCUGCCGUUGGAUGACACUAUUGAGGGUAUCACCGGAAACCUCUUUGACACAUACCUGAAGCCUUACUACUUAGAAGCCUAUAGACCAGCCCGUCAAGGAGAUCUCUUCCUAGUGCGAGGUGGUUUUAGGCCUGUGGAGUUCAAGGUGGUGGGCGUUGACCCUGGGGAGUUUGUGAUUGUGGCCCCCGACACGGUGAUCCACUGUGAAGGUGAGCCUGUGAAGCGUGAGGAUGAGGAACGUUUGGACGAUGUGGGCUAUGAUGACAUUGGUGGAUGCAAGAAAGCCAUGGGCCAAAUCCGAGAGAUGAUAGAGUUGCCGUUGCGACAUCCCACGCUCUUCAAGACUUUGGGUGUAAAGCCGCCAAGGGGCGUUCUUUUGUAUGGUCCUCCUGGCAGUGGCAAGACCUUGAUCGCUCGUGCGAUCGCCAAUGAGACCGGCGCUUUUUUCUUCCUGAUCAAUGGCCCGGAGAUCAUGAGCAAGAUGGCCGGAGAGGCAGAAAGCAACCUGCGAAAAGCGUUUGAAGAAGCUGAGAAGAACUCACCUGCCAUUAUUUUCAUCGAUGAGAUUGACUCUAUUGCCCCAAAGCGUGACAAGACUAGCGGUGAAGUGGAGAAGCGAGUGGUCUCACAGCUCUUGACAUUGAUGGAUGGCAUCAAGGGCCGUGGCCAGGUGGUGGUCAUUGCGGCCACGAACCGGCCCAACACCAUUGAUGCCGCGUUGCGACGUUUCGGACGCUUCGACCGGGAGUUGGACAUUGGUGUGCCAGAUGACAACGGAAGGCUUGAGAUCCUCCGCAUCCACACCAAGAACAUGAAGCUAGCCUCAGAUGUGAAGCUGGAGGAAGUGGCCUCAAACACUCAUGGAUUUGUGGGAGCCGAUCUUGCACAGCUUUGUACCGAAGCAGCCUUGACUUGCAUUCGUGAAAAGAUGGAUCUCAUUGACCUGGAAGAGGAGACUAUUGAUGCUGAAAUCUUGGAUUCCAUGGCGGUGAGUCAGGAACAUUUCAAGUCCGCAAUGGGCACAGUGAAUCCAUCAUCCCUUCGAGAAACCGUGGUCGAAGUGCCGAACAUCAAGUGGGAUGACAUUGGUGGAUUGGAAGAUACAAAGCGAUCUCUACAGGAGACGAUUUUAUAUCCUAUUGAUCACCCUGAGAAGUUCGAGAAGUUCGGCAUGCAACCCUCCAGAGGAGUUCUUUUCUAUGGCCCCCCAGGCUGCGGCAAAACGCUGCUGGCCAAGGCGGUAGCCUCUGAGUGCUCGGCCAACUUCGUGAGCAUCAAGGGCCCAGAGUUGCUCACCAUGUGGUUCGGAGAGUCAGAGGCCAAUGUGCGUGAAGUCUUCGACAAGGCCCGCGCAGCAGCGCCCUGCGUUCUUUUCUUCGAUGAGCUGGAUUCGGUGGGCACAGCCCGUGGCUCCAGUGCAGGAGAUGCUGGUGGAGCAGGUGACCGAGUGAUGAACCAGCUACUGACCGAGAUCGAUGGUGUGGGUGCCAAGAAGAACGUUUUCUUCAUCGGCGCCACCAAUCGACCAGAGCUCCUGGAUGAAGCCUUGCUCCGUCCGGGUCGCUUGGAUCAGCUCAUUUACAUCCCGUUGCCUGACCUGCCCGCAAGACAGGGCAUCCUGGAAGCCACAUUGAAGAAGUCACCAGUGGCUCCCAAUGUGCCGCUGCCCUUCAUUGCGCAGAAGACCGAGGGUUUCAGCGGAGCAGAUCUGGCAGAGCUGUGCCAACGCGCCGCCAAGGCUGCCGUACGAGACGCCAUUGCGGCGGAUGAGCUGAGGGCCGGAGAUGAUGACGCCAUGGACACCACCAUGGGAAAUGAGAUUGGUCGCAAGCACUUUGAAGAGGCGUUUGCAGGCGCUAGGCGAUCAGUGGCGGGUUCCGACCUGGCAAAGUAUGAUCAGUUCCGGAAGAAGUUUGACCCAAUCUACAUGAACUCCACCGCGGGCGGAGGCAGCUCGGGCGUAGUCAUCAACUGGCCGGACGAUGUCGGCAUCGGAGCGAGUGCCGCGGCGGCGGACGAUGACGACGACCUCUACGGGAACUGUGAACAGUGGAGUUGGAGUCUUUGGGGCGCGGAAAUAGGCCGAAGGCUGGAAGCGCUGGUCGUGCUCUCCCGGCACUCCAAGCUGCUGACUGCUGCUGGCCUUAGAGGAGAAGAAGAAGAAGAUGAUGAGUGCAGCCAACUUUCAAUACUGGGUUUUGCCUCAGCGUCGCAAGUCAAGGACUUGCAGGAUCUUCAGCAGCUCUUUCAGUUUGUCUCCGACUUGCAGGUGGUGGUGAAUGUGGCAAAUGAGCCAACACCACCUGGAGUGGUCGAGGCCUGUGAGAGCUGCUGGAGCUGCUGCCAUCGAACUGUCGCUACCACAGUUCCUGAGCGCGACUUGCCGCUCUUCGAGCAGCUACUGCACAACCUGGCCGAAGGCAGAGCACCUGCGCGGCUGCAACUGGCAGAGCACCGGGAGUGCUGGGUCAGCAGCUCUGGAGACCACCGCCGCGCCGCUGCGCAGAUCGAGGGCUUUGCAUCGCAAGUGCAGCGUGCCGCGCUUGGGCGCUUCGAGCGCUUGGCAGCGGUGGUGUGGUACAGCAGCGAGUGGCAAGCACAGCUUUUGGAGGUGCGUUGGCUUGCUGGGCCAAACCCUCAUGGUUGGCGCAGGCCAGAGGCGCCCCUGCGGCUGGUAGAAGCAUCGCCGCUUGAAGAUUGGCUUUUGGAACAGGAAUGCUUGGUUGGAUCGAUGAUUGUGCCUUCCAUGCCCAAAACACUGCCAUGGAAGAGCUGCAGCAUGUCAGCACCUGGCUUGAAAGUGGAGACUUUGGCUGACUGUGAGGAAGGCAGAGUCCUCUACAUACCAGAACUGCUGGCGCAUGAGGAAUGUCAGCAGUUUGUCGCGCUGGCAUUGUGCUUUCAUCAGCCUGCUGCACAGCCUGCAACAAUUGUGCCGUUGCCUCCUCAGCACCUUUCCACCAUGGACGACUCCUUGACCUCUGUCCUUUGCCCCGGCCGGGAGUCAGCUGCACCGGCAGCCCUGCUGUGGGAGGCACCGCAGCGGCAUGGAGUACGGCGAUGCGGAGGCACGAAGCUCACUGUUUGGUUGUCGCCCUGUAACGGUGAAGCUGUAUUCCCGUGGCUGCAGGCUGGCACGGAGGAGCACGCAACACUCUCCGUUGGCGAUGCGUGCGCCCGCUUGACGGCGGAUGCUGAAAACGAUCACGUGCUCCGUGUGGAAAUGCGACAAGGCGCAGCAUUGCUGGUUGAGGGCAGUGAGUCCCGAGCUGCGUGGCAUGUGCAGUCAUCAACUGGAGCUUGGACGCUGCAGAAGCUCUGGGUGAACCGUGAAAAGAAACCGCCCCAAGCAGUUGAAUAG